GAGUUCUACGCGGUAACUCGAUUUUUUGGCGUGCCAUACUGAUCGAGUUUUCUAGCUGAAGUAUUGUCGAAAACAGUGUUUGAAUAUACACGUGAAGCGAAAUUUGACUAUUGUCAAAUUUUCUCUGAUCCAAGAUAUCUUGGAUCGAUUCAAGUGCUACUGGACAUAGCGUCUUGACGCUUACUGAACAUGACGAAUAUUAGUCAGGUCAGCGCAGCAAUGCAACUUCUCCGAAGCACCUUUCCAGACUUGGACGAAGAUGUUUCGGAGUACAUCGAAAACGUAUUACUGGCAAAUUAUGGACAUUUUGAUUCUGCGCGCGACCUUCACGAUGCCGUUGGAGGUUUGCUGAACGGUUUUAGUGUCGGCGUAGGCGAGAGUAAGAUCGACGCAUUGUGCACACAAUUGUUUGGUCUCAUCAGUCCGUCGGAACUAAGAAACGAUGAAGUCACACUUGAUGCCCCAGUACACAUGGCCAAUUUGCUGGAUAAUUUCAGCGAUAAAGUGAUCGAUAACAAAAGCAUUUGGAUGGCGAAACGCGAAACCUAUUCAGUUGUUGACCCGAAGAAGUUGGGGAAGGCUGAAGCGAAAUUAAAGGAAAAACAGGCGAAAAAGUCAAUGUGUGCUAAAACGGAUUCGUAUUCCUUAAGUUCAACAAAACGGGAACAAACCAGUGAUGAUUUUGCAUCGGUUAACCAACAGAUUGACCGAAAGGAUCUCGCUGCGUCUGCGGUUCCAUUUGGGCGACACAGUGGUGAUAUUCGUUUCGAAAACUUUGAUAUUUCCUACGGCAGCAGAGUGCUAAUACAAGGCGCCAACUUGGUAGUUUCCUAUGGAAGAAGAUACGGUUUGGUCGGACGAAAUGGGUUUGGCAAGACCACACUCCUUCGUGCCAUCGCUCGGCGCGACUUGCAGUUACCCCAAAGUCUGAAAGUACUGCAUGUGGAACAAGAGAUGACCGGUGAUUCCACCCCUGCUCUGGAGAGCGUGUUACGUGCCGAUACAGAGAGAGCCAAUUUGCUGGCGCAACUCGCAGACAUUCGGUCUUCUGCCAACGGAGUCGAGGCUUUCGACGGUUCUGUGAGUGUGACUGAAGUGGACCAUUCCGCGGAUCGCCUCACUCAGAUUUACAAUCGCCUGGCAGCUACCGAGGCAGACAAAGCCCCAGCACGUGCUGCAAUUAUCUUACGUGGGCUUGGCUUUGAUCCAGAAAUGCAGAAGCGGCCAACUAAGGAAUUCUCCGGGGGUUGGAGAAUGCGUCUUUCUCUUGCUCAGGCGUUAUUUGCCUCUCCCGAUCUACUGCUUCUGGAUGAGCCUACCAACAUGCUUGACAUGCGUGCACUCAUUUGGUUAGAAGGUUAUCUACGAACGUCAACCAAUAUCAUCAUAAUUGUUUCUCACGACCGGUCCUUCUUGAAUUCCGUAUCGACGGAUAUUAUCCAUCUGACUGGUCGCCGACUCGAUCUCUAUCGCGGCAAUUACGAUGCUUUUGAGCAGGCUCGUGCGGAGCGUCUACUGAAUCAGCAGCGUGAAUAUGAAGCUCAAAAGGCCGCGAGAGAUCAUGUUCAACAAUUUAUUGAAAAAUUCCGUUUCAACGCAAAGCGUGCAUCUCUCGUGCAAAGCCGGAUCAAAUAUCUGGAACGUCUACCCGCAAUCGUGUUACCCGAAAAAGAACCGAAGAUAGUCAUCCGGCUACCUGAUUGCGAUAAGCUGUCUGGUCCUGUUGUACAGUUGGAUGAGGUGGGCUUUUCUUAUGUCCCCGGGAAACCUGUUUUGUAUAACGUGGACCUGAGUGCCUCUUCCGAAUCACGCAUUUGCAUCGUCGAGCAAGAAUGAAGUAUUGACUCCUGGAAGUCCUAAAUAUCGGCCUAAUGCUCUGCGGCAAGAUAACCUGUUUGUUCACAGAGGUCAAGUGAACAUCAAUAUCACAAGCCCAGGUCGGGGAAAACGGCGCAGGCAAAACCACCCUAUUGCGACUACUUUUGGGCCAGUUGGAGCCUACAUCUGGCUUGCGGCGUACUCACCGUGCCCUCCGAUUGGGAUAUUUCUCACAACACCAUGUCGAUCAGUUAGAUUUAGGACUGAACAGUCUGGAAUUUCUCAUGCGAAAAUUCCCAAGUCAAAAUGAACAACUGUAUCGUUCGCAGCUGGCUGCUUUCAAUAUCACAGAAAUGCUGGCGCUACAACCAAUAGGCAGUCUGUCCGGCGGACAAAAGUCGCGAGUAGCUUUCGCAGCUAUGUGCAUGUCCAACCCAAAUUUUUUGAUCCUGGAUGAACCAACGAAUCAUCUAGAUGUGGAGACAAUCGCGGCUUUGUCGGAUGCUUUGAAAGCGUUCCAGGGUGGUCUGGUGCUGGUAUCACACGAUGAACGACUCAUCGAGACAGUGUGCAACGAAAUAUGGGUGUGCACGCAAAUGGGCAAAGGGGUAGAUCCAUCGAAGGGCAGUCGCGUGUACGCUUUGCCAGAAGGGCUGGCACAAUAUAAAAAGGCGGUGCGUGCUGAGCUUGAAGAAGUGACCAGAUAGGGCGAUGCUACCACUCGUGUCACUUAGUCGGUGUACCAUUUUUGUUAAACAUGCACCGUGCCAUGAACCA
Dicrocoelium dendriticum is the source of this 2595-nucleotide messenger RNA. NCBI's taxonomy places the organism in Eukaryota, Metazoa, Platyhelminthes, Trematoda, Plagiorchiida, Dicrocoeliidae. The record is from the annotation of a GenBank genome assembly.